GUCCCGUCUCUUUUCUCUCCUUCUUCCCAAGGCCCCCCCAAUCCUGCUGCGUCUCUUGUUCAUUGCCUGCCGGUUUCGUUUCUCGAUUCUUUGUAGCUGGGCGCCGGGCUUCAACGUCACCUCUGGCAGGAAAAAAACUAUUUAAUUCCUCCUCGACUCUUCUUCUCUUCUCUCCUUCUUUCUUCCUCCUCCUCGAAACCUUUCUCUCUCCUCCUCUUCUGCUGCUGCUUCAUCUUGCAUCUUCAUUUGUUUCAUACAGAAGAGAGAUCAAGGCCUUCUUUUUUUGGCCCUUUGUCUCUCGCUGUUUGCUGCUUCCCCCGCUCUUAUCUGAUUCUCUCUCUCUUUGUCUUGCCCAUCUGCCUGUUUGCCAACAACGUCGUGUCUAUCCUCGCUGUUUGCCCUGCCUGCCCUGCCAGAGAGUGCUUCUGGCCACGGCGUCUUGCCCCGCUAUCGAACCCAGAGAUUCAUGGGAACCAUGUGCCUGGGCCCCGCCCCACGAUGAACAACCCUCAUGACUAUCUUAUCUCGAGCGCUCCCUCGCGGCCGAUAGAUCCUGACAAUGCCGAUAGUUGGGUUAUGCUCAACCAGGGCGGAUUCGUGAAGCUGGGCAAUGAACGAAUCCUGUACAAGCUCGAUUCACGCAUAUCAUGCGAACUGUCCGUCCCUCCCGAGCUAAAAGAUCGCUGCGUCCCGUUCCAGCGCAAGAGUGACAGGGGAGCUCUCUUCCUAACCAACAAGCGGGUCGUUUAUAUCCCCUCAAGGCCAACCCAAGAGCCCAAGUUCGAAUCCUUCAGCGCCCCCAUUCUAAAGUUUCAAGAUUCAACCACCUCGUCGUCUAUGUGGUGGGGAUGGG
Trichoderma atroviride IMI 206040 is the source of this 853-nucleotide messenger RNA. The record is from RefSeq and is a predicted model, not a curated record. Lineage: Eukaryota; Fungi; Ascomycota; Sordariomycetes; Hypocreales; Hypocreaceae.